This is a messenger RNA of Aphanomyces astaci, 2619 nucleotides long. RefSeq lists its product as hypothetical. The coding region runs from base 1 to 2568 and encodes 855 amino acids. Gene Ontology annotation, cellular component: extracellular region. Gene Ontology annotation, biological process: proteolysis. The record is from RefSeq and is a predicted model, not a curated record. Lineage: Eukaryota; Oomycota; Saprolegniomycetes; Saprolegniales; Verrucalvaceae. The transcript has a single exon. Gene Ontology annotation, molecular function: protein binding; serine-type endopeptidase activity.
AUGGUACACGCCCGAUACGCUGCGCUGGCCGCCACCGCCGCCAUGGGGCACGCCAAGAUUUCAGCCCAAGUGCAUCGAGAGCUGCAAGCGGGGGGCACGGCGCAAGAUUUGGUUGUCAACUUCCGUCGCGUCGACAUCGAGGCGCUGGUGCUACCAGAAUCGACCGACUAUGUCCAUCAGUUGGUGCAAACGUUGAGCGACCAUUCGAACAAGUCCAAGCAAGUCGUUGCCGACUUGCUGGGGGCUCGCGUCGAGUCUGCCUGCGAAGACAAGUUCUUUUACAUCGACAACACGUACUUUCCGUGCGACAAGCUGACCGAAGCGCAAGUUCGGAACUUGGCAGCCAGUCCCCACGUCGCGUCCAUCGCCAAGGCCGCCGUGAUGGAACUGUCCCCAGUCCAAUCCACGAGCAAUAACGCUACCGUCAUAGCCACUGCGAACCAAUGGGGAGUGGACAAGAUAUCGUCACCCCUGGCGUGGGCAAAGGGGAAACGAGGGGCUGGUGUCGUUGUGGCCAAUAUCGACACGGGCGUUCGCCAGUCCCAUAAUGCUGUCAAGAACAACUGGCGGGCUGACUAUGGUUGGUACGACCCUUCGGGGGGAGCGUCCGUCACCCCUAAAGACUACCAAGGGCAUGGCUCGCACACUAUGGGUACGAUCGUAGGUCAAGUGAAUGGCAUCGGGGUGGCCCCUGACGCCAAGUGGAUUGCUUGUGUUGGUUGCUCCAGCUCCAGCUGUGCCCAGGCAGACUUGACGGCUUGUGCACAGUGGUUACUCUGUCCUACGAACUCCCAAGGAGUGCAAGAUUGCACCAAGGCCCCUCAUGUGAUCAACAACUCGUGGGGAUCCACCAACGGCCAGGCUACGUGGUUCCUUCCCAUGGUUGCUGCCUGGCGUGCUGCUGGCAUCAUCCCCGUCUUUUCCAAUGGCAACAGCGGCUCUGCGUGCGGAACCGUUGGAAGCCCCGGCAUGUCCCCCGAUGUCAUUGGUGUUGGCGCCUCGGAUGCAUCGGAUGCACUGGCCUACUUCAGCUCCCGUGGCCCCACGUAUGACAAUCGCAUCAAGCCAGACAUUUCCGCUCCUGGUACAGAUAUUGUGUCGAUUGAUUUCAACACUGACAACGGCUACGCGUACAUGUCUGGAACUUCCAUGGCCGCCCCCCACGUUACUGGGGCAGUUGCCAUCUACUUGUCUGCCAACCCCGGGGCUUCGUAUGCCCAAGUGUACGCAGCAUUGACGGGCAGCGUGGACAAGGGCAGCUUGACGCCAAACAAUCAAAACUGCGGAGGCGUCUCCGAUUCAACAUACCCAAACAACAACUACGGCUACGGUCGACUUAACAUUGACCGAGCCUUAACCGUCUUGACACCAGCUCCUACGCCUGCCCCUACCCCUGCACCUACCCCUGCCCCCACUCCAGCUCCUACACCUGCCCCUACCCCUGCACCUACCCCUGCCCCCACUCCAGCUCCUACACCUGCCCCUACUCCUGCACCUACCCCUACUCCUACGCCUGCCCCCACUCCAGCUCCUACACCUGCCCCUACUCCUGCACCUACCCCUGCUCCGACGCCUGCCCCCACUCCUGCACCUACCCCAGCUCCUACCCCAGCUCCUACACCUGCACCUACCCCAGCUCCCACUCCAGCUCCUACACCUGCACCUACCCCGGCUCCUACACCUGCCCCUACCCCAGCUCCAACCCCAGCUCCCACUCCUGCACCUACCCCAGCUCCUACACCAGCUCCUACCCCAGCUCCCACUCCAGCUCCUACACCUGCCCCUACCCCAGCUCCCACUCCAGCUCCUACACCUGCACCUACCCCAGUUCCUACUCCUGCACCUACACCUACUCCAUCUCGUACUCCACAAAGUACUUGGCAGCGUACACCACGUCCGACCACUACUCGUUCAUGCAUGAAUCCUGAAGACAACGCAGACUAUCCUGGAUUCGAUCUCACCUCUACCGCCCGCGGUUCGUCUCAUUUGUGUUGCGCCGAUUGUAAAGACACAAUUGGCUGCAAGUUGUACGUGUGGACGAAUUUUAAUGGCGGAACUUGCUGGUUGAAGCAUUCCAAGGGUCCCAAGUCGUAUCUCGCUGGUGCCAAGGCGGCCGAACUAAAGCCAUCUACAUGCAGUACUGUCGUCGACAACGUCGACUACUUUGGCAAUGACAUUACGAGCACAUCGCAAGCGUCAGCGAAUGCUUGCUGUGCCGACUGCGAAGCUACCCCCGGCUGCAAAUUGUUUGUGUGGACCGCCAGCAACGGGGGAACUUGUUGGUUAAAGCACACCCAAGGAGCUCCGUCGACUGUCGUCGGCGUCAAGUCGGCGGUGCUAACAAACCCGUCCAAGUCGUGCAGUUCCCCUGAACUCAACGUCGACUAUCCAGGUGGUGACGUGGCCAGCACGCAGCGCGCGUCGCCGGAUGCUUGUUGCGACGACUGCCAAUCUACCCAAGGCUGUAAAUUCUACACGUGGACAAACUACCAGGGCGGGACAUGCUGGUUGAAGGCCACCAAGUUGUCCACAGUUUUAUCCGUCGGGGCCGUGUCCAGUUCGGCGUAGAAACUCAUGUUCCAUUUAAAAAACAAGUUGGUACUUUGUGUGACCUUUGCC